Chanos chanos (milkfish) is the source of this 1308-nucleotide messenger RNA. It is a transcript of the gene bfsp2, whose product is annotated as beaded filament structural protein 2, phakinin. The transcript has 8 exons. Gene Ontology annotation, cellular component: intermediate filament; cytoskeleton. The record is from RefSeq and is a predicted model, not a curated record. Gene Ontology annotation, molecular function: structural molecule activity. Bases 1 to 1308 code for a protein of 435 amino acids. Gene Ontology annotation, biological process: intermediate filament organization. Lineage: Eukaryota; Metazoa; Chordata; Actinopteri; Gonorynchiformes; Chanidae.
AUGCCUCUGCCAAGACGCCGAUCCUCCUUCCUGGGCCAGUCUGCCACCGAACGGCCCGGUGGCAUAGGCCGCAUGAGCGCAGGGAACACCACCGCACCCCGUGGCGUGUUCGUGGGCAUGGCUCCCACAAACGUGCCCACCCCCACGGGAGGCAUUAGCAGCCUGGGCACGCGGGUCUCCCGCAGGGCUCUGGGUAUCAGCAGCGUGUUCCUCCAGGGCCUCAGGAGUACCAGCGUCCCUGUGAUGCCCCAGCAUGGUGAAAGAGGCCACCAGCCCAGCUUCGACAGCCUCAACGUCUCCCUUCUGGAGUACCGGGAUAAGGUACACGCUCUGGAAGAGCUCAACCAGCAGCUGGAGGAACAGAUCCGCCACUGCCUGGACCGCAAGGCCUCCAGUGCCGGGACAUGGGGUGCCCUGAGACAGGAAUGGGAGGAUGUCUACAGACAGGUGAGUGAAGCCAUCCUAGACAAUGCCCGACUCAUGCUCCAAACAGAGAACGUGCAGGCAACCGCAGAAGACCUCAAAGACAGAUAUGACAACGAGCAGCCGUUCCGUAAAGCUGUGGAGGAAGAGAUCAGCUCUCUCUACAAAGUGAUCGACGACGCGAACCUCACCAGGAUGGACCUGGAGAAUCAAAUCGAAUGCAUGAGGGCUGAACUCAACGACCUGGAGAGGAACCAUGAAGAGGAUGUCAGAGUCCUUUAUAACGAGAUGGCCGGUCGAGACGCCCAGGAACAUGAUUCCCCCAUUCAGACCAGUCUGGACCAGAUACUGAGUUGUAUCCGCUCCCACUGGGAGAAAGUCAUUGAGAAAAACCGUGCUGAGACUGACUCUUACCUGGAGUGCAAGCAGGCAGGCAGUCUUAAUAGUAAACUGAGCCAUGAGGAGGAGGAGUUGGAGAGUCUGAAGUCAGAGUGCUAUGAUGCUGGCUGUAAGAUCCAGAAUCUCCAGGCUGAAACCGAAUCCAUUAGAGCACUGAAACGAGGACUGGAAAACUCUCUGAAUGAUGCAAAGCACUGGCAUGACAUUGAGGUCCAGAACCUGGGUUCCGUGAUUGGAAAGCUGGAGGCAGAACUGGCCGACAUCAGGGGAGACAUUGACCAGCAGCGCAGGGACUAUGAGACCUUGCUUAGCAACAAGACAAGGCUGGAACAGGAGAUUGGAACGUACCAUGGCAUCCUGGACGGGGAGGAGAGCCGAUAUUGUUGUUCACCCUCUGAUGGCAAAGCAGAAGUUGAGGGGGCAAGCUACAGUGGCACUCCCCAUACUGAUGGAUCUAAUCCAACUAGUUCCCCAGAGAGACAGUAG